Molecule: messenger RNA, 2545 nt
Organism: Columba livia (rock pigeon)
Lineage: Eukaryota; Metazoa; Chordata; Aves; Columbiformes; Columbidae
Product: protocadherin gamma-A12-like
Exons: 1
Coding region: 23-2530 (835 amino acids)
Biological process (GO): homophilic cell-cell adhesion
Cellular component (GO): plasma membrane
Molecular function (GO): calcium ion binding
Source: RefSeq, a predicted model, not a curated record
UGUCGGCUGGGACGGGGCGGAGAUGUGGCCGGUGGGGAGGCGAUGGGGCCGGCGGGAGGGAGCCCUGCUGUGUGGCGUGCUGGUGGCGGCGUGGGAGGCGGCGUGGGGGCAGCUCCGCUACUCGAUACCCGAGGAGAUGCCGAAGGGCUCGUUCGUGGGCGACGCUGCCAAGGACCUGGGGCUGCAGCUGCGGGCGCUUGGCGAAAGUGGCGUCCGCAUCAUAGACAGAGGAAGGACGCAAUAUUUCGCCUUGCACGGGAAGACGGGAUAUUUAGUGACGGCGGAGAGGAUAGACAGAGAGCAGGCCUGCGAUAGUGUGCAGCAAUGCGUUCUGCGCUCUGAGGUGAUAGUGGAAGGAGACAUGCAGAUUUACGGUAUCGAAGUGGAGAUUAGGGACAUCAACGAUAACGCCCCCAGCUUCAAGGAGGUUGAGCUGGACCAGAGAAUAAGCGAGAUGACAGCGCCGGGGACGCGGUUUCCCCUGACCGAGGCUCACGACCCGGACUCGGGAUCGAAUUCUGUGCAGAGCUACGAGCUAAGCGGCGACGAGCACUUCUCGCUGGCCGUGCAGACGGGUCCCGGCGGGGAUCAGCGUCCCGAGCUGGUGCUGGCGAAGGCGCUGGACCGGGAGGAGGCGGCGUUUCACGAGCUGGUGCUGAGGGCGAGCGACGGCGGCGAGCCGGCGCGGACGGGCACGGCGCGGAUUCUCGUGGCGGUGCUGGACGCCAACGACAACGCGCCCGUGUUCAGCCAGGCGGAGUACACGGUGCGUGUGCCGGAGGACCUGCCCGUGGGCUCCAUCCUUGUCACCGUCACGGCCACAGACCCCGACGAGGGGCUCAACGGGCGUGUGACAUAUUUGUUUAAGAAGAUCACGGAAAAGGCCUCGAGGAUUUUCCAUCUGGACGCUGAGACGGGAGCGAUCUCGCUGGUGCGUAGCCUGGACUUUGAGGAAGGCGACUCCUACGAAAUGGAGGUGCAAGCACGGGACGGCGGGGGUCUUUCCAACACAGCGAAAGCAGUGAUCACCGUGACAGAUGUCAAUGACAACGCCCCUGAAGUGACAGUAUCGUCGGUGCUGAGCGAGAUCUCUGAGGACGCUCCGUCGGGGACAGUAGUGGCCCUGCUGCACGUACAGGACCGCGACUCAGGAGCCAACGGCGAGGUGCGGUGCAGCAUCUCUGAGACUCUCCCAUUCCGGCUGGAGAGGUCGUUUGAGAAUUACUACCGCGUGGUAACGACUCGAGAGCUGGACCGGGAGCAGGUGCCAGAGUACAACGUGACGGUGCGGGCGGCGGACGGCGGGUCGCCGGCGCUGUGGAGCAGCGCGGUGCUGUGGCUACGGGUGCUGGACGUGAACGACAACGCGCCGGUGUUCGAGGAGGCGCGCUACAGCGCCCGCGUGCCCGAGAACAACGCGGCGGGCGCGCUGGUGCUGAGGGUGCGGGCGUGGGACGCGGACUGGGGGCAGAACGCGCGCGUGCGGUAUCGGCUGGGGGAGGGGCGUGUGAGGGGCGCGCCGCUGUCGUCGUACGUGUCGGUGGAGGCGGAGACGGGCGCGCUGUACGCGCUGCGCUCGUUCGACUACGAGGAGGUGCGCGAAGUGGGGCUGUGGGUGCGGGCGGAGGACGGCGGCGCGCCGGCGCUGAGCAGCAACGUGUCGGUGCGGCUGGUGAUCGUGGACGAGAACGACAACGCGCCGCAGGUGCUGUACCCGCCGGCGGCGCCGCUCGCGGCGGGCGCGGGCUGGGCGGGCGUGGAGCUGGCGCCGCGCUCGGCGGAGCCCGGGGCGCUGGUGGCCAAGGUGGUGGCGGUGGAUGCGGACGCGGGGCAGAACGCGUGGCUGUCGUACGAGCUGGCCAAGGCGACGGAGCCGGGGCUGUUCCGCGUGGGGCUGCACAGCGGCGAGGUGCGCACGGCGCGCUUCCCGCUGGCCCGCGACGCGGCGCGGCACAGCCUGGUGGUGGUGGUGAAGGACCACGGGCGGCCGGCGCUGUCGGCCACGGCCACGCUGACGGUGGUGCUGGCCGAGAGCGUGGCCGAGCUGCUGGCCGAGCUGGGCAGCGCGGCAUCGGCGGCGGCGCCGGGCGAGCCGGCCGGCAGCCUGACGCGCUGGCUGGUGCUGGCCGUGGCGGCCGUGUCCUGCCUCUUCCUCGCCUUCCUGCUGCUGCUGCUGGCGCUGCGCCUGCGGCGCUGGCGCCGCUCGCAGCUGCUGGCGGCGGGCAGCGGCGCCUUGCGCGGCGUGCCGGCCUCGCACUUCGUGGGCAUCGACGGCGUCCGCGCCUUCCUGCACUCCUACUCGCACGAGGUGUCGCUCACGGCCGACUCGCGCAAGAGCCAGCUCCGCUUCUCGGGCGCCAGCUGCUGCGACACCCUCCCGGCCCGCCCGCCGCCCGACGAGCCCGCGCCGCUGCUCGGGGAGGACCCCGCCGCUCCCCCGGUGAGUUCCAAUGACCGCCCUUUCUCCGAGACGCUUCCCUCUGAUGCUUCUGUGUCCUUUCCCCGCCGCGUUCUGAUGUGUCCCGUGUAGGGAGGUUUGGUUACA